This is a messenger RNA of Cylicocyclus nassatus, 1282 nucleotides long. The record is from the annotation of a GenBank genome assembly. Lineage: Eukaryota; Metazoa; Nematoda; Chromadorea; Rhabditida; Strongylidae.
AAAUUUGUAGACAAUGGCUUUUCCCAAUGGAGAAGAAAGGAAGCGAAAGGAAUAUUUGGAAGAUACUGAUGUGUAUCCAGGGUAUUUGGUGACACCGAACAAGAAGUAUAUUGAGCACAGUCUAAAGUAUUUUUCCAAAAUGUUCAGCAACGAAAGGUAUACUGAGAUGUUGGACAGUCUGUCAAGGCAGAUCUACGAAUACUAUUUCGAUAAUCUGGAGACGUACGAUGAGUUUGCAGCUAAAAUGGCAUUUAUGGAUAGUAUAGCGCGAAUAAUCAGGAAAAGAAAGAGAUGGCGUUUCAAAUUAUUCCCCUCGGGUUCAACUAUGACUCGCCUUGCUUCAAGGAAGAGUGAUCUCGAUGUGACUUUUUGGUGCCCAGAUGCUAGACCAUUUUUUCCUAACGAGUCGGACGCUGCUUAUCACAUCUUGCGAGGAAUCCGGCAUUUUCUGCUGACUGACGACGACUUCAAGAAUGAAAUCGAAGAACUGCAGUAUGUCGAAGCCAAGGUGCCGGUACUGAAAAUUAAAACCAAAGCGGGUAUUGAGGCUGAUCUCAGCUCUUGCACUGAUUCCUUCGUAUCAGGGAUACACAAUAGUUUUCUCAUUCGAGGAUUUGUUUCAUGGGAUGAAAGGUUUGCUCCUUUGUGUAUGCUGGUCAAAGAUUGGGCAAGUCGAAAUGAUGUAAAAAAUCCGAAACUUGGAGGAUUCAAUAGUUACGCAAUGGUUUUACUUGUCGUUCACUUUUUACAGUGUGGGGUCUCCCCACCUAUCUUACCGAAUCUACAAAAAGUCUAUCCAGAUAGGUAUGCACGUAAUGAUGGUGGAACAGUUCGUUUUCCUAAAGCUUUGAAUUUCUCGGAUGAUUCCUUCUCGCGAGAUGGCUUCGAAGUGGAAAAGAAUCGACUGAAUCUUGCCCAACUUUUCAUACUUUUCUUGGACUACUACUGCAGAUUUGAGUUUAGAACACACUAUAUCUGCAUGCGCGAUGCAAAAGUUAAAUGGAGGGAUGGUCGUGAUGGAAGUCCGCCCAUCAGCGAAGUUAUUUCCGUGUUCAUCCACGAUCCCAUGGACUCUCAUAAUCCGGGUAGAACUGUUCGAGACGUCGCUUCUUUGCAAAGUAAAAUGAGAUCUACCCUUGAACUCUUCACUGCAUCUCAGAGAUUUCCCAAAUUAUCAGACAUAUUCACUGCGGUGUGAAGCAUUGCAAUGAUCUCAAACAGCUGGGCAAUGGUCAGAGGAGAAUUAUGUCUCUUAUGCUUAUCAGUUUUAUGUAAUCCCUAC